GACGGAGGCCCGGGCCCCCCCACGCCGUGCACCAGACUCUCUCCCAGCCGCUUGACCUACACACGGGUAUAUGGGAUGGAAGCGGGACCCUCGGGAGCAGCUGCAGGCACCUACCUGCCCCCCCUGCAGCAGGUGUUCCAGGCCCCGAGACGGCCUGGGAUAGGCACCGUAGGCAAGCCCAUCAAGCUCUUGGCCAACUAUUUCGAGGUAGACAUCCCCAAGAUCGACGUCUACCACUAUGAAGUGGACAUCAAACCGGACAAGUGUCCCCGCAGAGUCAACAGAGAGGUGGUGGAGUAUAUGGUUCAGCACUUCAAGCCACAGAUUUUUGGUGACCGGAAACCUGUCUAUGAUGGGAAGAAGAACAUCUACACAGUUACUGCCUUGCCCAUUGGCAAUGAAAGGGUGGACUUCGAGGUGACAAUCCCUGGUGAAGGGAAGGAUCGGAUCUUCAAGGUCUCCAUCAAAUGGAUGGCCAUUGUCAGCUGGCGUAUGCUUCACGAGGCCCUGGUCAGUGGCCAGAUCCCUGUCCCCCUGGAGUCUGUGCAGGCCCUGGAUGUGGCCAUGAGGCAUCUGGCAUCUAUGAGGUACACCCCUGUUGGCCGUUCCUUCUUCUCUCCCCCUGAGGGAUACUACCACCCUCUGGGGGGUGGGCGUGAAGUCUGGUUUGGCUUUCACCAGUCUGUACGGCCAGCCAUGUGGAAAAUGAUGUUGAAUAUUGAUGUUUCGGCCACAGCUUUCUACAAAGCACAGCCAGUAAUUGAGUUCAUGUGUGAGGUGCUUGACAUAAGAAACAUCGAUGAGCAGCCCAAGCCACUCACUGACUCCCAAAGAGUUCGAUUCACCAAGGAAAUCAAAGGCCUGAAGGUGGAGGUGACCCAUUGUGGGCAGAUGAAGAGGAAAUACCGAGUGUGUAACGUCACCCGCCGGCCUGCCAGCCACCAGACGUUUCCCUUGCAGUUGGAGAGUGGACAGACAGUAGAGUGCACUGUGGCUCAGUAUUUCAAGCAGAAGUACAACCUACAACUUAAGUACCCCCACCUGCCAUGCCUGCAGGUUGGCCAGGAACAAAAACAUACCUACCUGCCUUUGGAGGUCUGUAACAUUGUGGCUGGACAGCGCUGUAUCAAGAAGCUGACGGACAAUCAGACUUCAACCAUGAUCAAAGCUACUGCAAGGUCAGCCCCGGACAGGCAGGAGGAGAUUAGCCGCCUGAUGAAGAAUGCCAGCUACAAUCUAGACCCCUACAUACAGGAGUUUGGGAUCAAAGUGAGAGACGACAUGACAGAAGUGACCGGCCGAGUGCUCCCAGCUCCAAUCCUGCAGUAUGGCGGACGGAACCGAGCCAUCGCCACACCCAACCAAGGUGUAUGGGACAUGCGAGGAAAGCAGUUCUACAAUGGAAUUGAGAUCAAAGUCUGGGCCAUUGCCUGCUUUGCACCCCAAAAGCAGUGUCGGGAGGAGGUGCUGAAGAACUUCACAGACCAGCUCCGUAAGAUUUCCAAGGAUGCAGGGAUGCCCAUCCAGGGCCAGCCUUGUUUCUGCAAAUACGCGCAGGGUGCAGACAGCGUGGAGCCCAUGUUCCGGCAUCUCAAGAACACCUACUCGGGACUGCAGCUCAUCAUUGUUAUCCUGCCCGGGAAGACGCCUGUGUAUGCGGAGGUAAAGCGUGUAGGGGACACCCUGCUAGGCAUGGCCACUCAGUGUGUGCAAGUGAAGAAUGUGGUGAAGACAUCUCCCCAGACUCUGUCCAAUCUCUGUCUCAAAAUCAACGUCAAGCUUGGAGGAAUCAACAACAUCCUAGUCCCUCAUCAGCGCUCAGCUGUCUUUCAGCAGCCUGUCAUAUUCCUGGGAGCAGAUGUCACACAUCCUCCAGCCGGGGAUGGGAAAAAGCCCUCCAUCACAGCUGUGGUCGGCAGCAUGGAUGCUCACCCAAGUCGUUACUGUGCGACAGUUCGAGUCCAGCGACCCAGACAGGAGAUCAUCGAGGAUCUGUCGUACAUGGUGCGGGAGCUGCUCAUACAGUUCUACAAAUCCACCCGAUUUAAACCCACCCGCAUUAUCUUCUACCGAGAUGGUGUCCCUGAGGGUCAGCUCCCACAGAUCCUCCACUAUGAGCUGCUGGCCAUCCGUGAUGCCUGCAUCAAGCUGGAGAAGGACUAUCAACCUGGGAUCACUUAUAUUGUGGUCCAGAAGCGCCACCACACUCGCCUUUUCUGUGCUGACAAGAAUGAAAGAAUUGGAAAGAGUGGAAAUAUCCCAGCAGGUACCACCGUGGACACCAACAUCACUCAUCCAUUUGAAUUUGACUUCUACCUGUGUAGCCAUGCAGGCAUCCAGGGCACAAGCCGACCAUCCCACUACUAUGUCCUCUGGGAUGACAACCGAUUCACAGCAGAUGAGCUGCAGAUCCUGACCUACCAGCUAUGUCACACUUACGUGCGCUGUACACGCUCCGUCUCCAUCCCAGCACCUGCCUACUAUGCUCGCCUCGUGGCUUUCCGGGCACGCUAUCACCUGGUGGAUAAAGAGCAUGACAGCGGCGAGGGGAGCCACAUAUCGGGACAGAGCAAUGGACGGGAUCCCCAGGCCCUGGCCAAGGCUGUGCAGGUUCACCAGGACACUUUGCGCACCAUGUACUUUGCUUGAAAGGCAGAACGCUGUUACCUCACUGGAAAGAAGAAAGCUUUCAGAGCCCAAGGAGCCAUACAGAUGGAAGGAAUCCCAAGGAAGAGGAA
Trichosurus vulpecula (common brushtail) is the source of this 2738-nucleotide messenger RNA. It is a transcript of the gene AGO1, whose product is annotated as argonaute RISC component 1. The coding region runs from base 76 to 2649 and encodes 857 amino acids. NCBI's taxonomy places the organism in Eukaryota, Metazoa, Chordata, Mammalia, Diprotodontia, Phalangeridae. The record is from RefSeq and is a predicted model, not a curated record. Gene Ontology annotation, molecular function: protein binding; RNA binding. The transcript is spliced from 19 exons.